GAAAUGCCUAUGCGAAAAUUAGUGGGUUUAUUUCAUUGUUGAAUCUUACAACCAGUGAAUACAUUAGGUAUAGAUGAGCUAUCAUGAUAGUUAGACUUUUAUUGAUAAGUAUAAGUGGUCAUAGAUAGACAACGUUUAGGUUCGAUUGUGCUUUAUUGAAGCUCAUAGGGAGAGUAUUUACUGUUAAUACUUGUUUAAAAUAUGUUUAGAAAACAAUUGGUGAACUGCACCCAAGUGUGUGGCCUGGCGAUAAAUGAAUCUGGAAUGCAAAUAUCAAUAGCGGCAAAAAAAUGCUAGACGAUCUGAGAUUGUCUAGCUGCGCUUUUGGUGUUUGAGGGAGAUUUCUUUUAGCUGAGGAAAUGGUGGGCUGGCACCGGCAUCUUCAGUGCAUACUUCGUCAUGCUGGGAAGAGAUAUCAACAAAAUCAAACUGUUCCUUUCAAUUCAUUGUUUCACUCUAAGGCAUCUUCAGUGCUUGGCAAGGCGCCUUAUUUACCACGGCUGCAGAAUGCACUUUCACCUUGCAUCUCAAGGCCAUUGUACCAAUAUCUACAACAUCUGGGGUUGUCUGGUUCAAGGACAUUACUUGCAGACUCAUCAGCUGAUGCAACACCAAUUUCUUCUCCGUUAACACCACUUCUAACAUCUACUGGAAGUACUGAAGCAGAGAAAGCAGCGUCUAAACCUUCAAAAGUCCAAGCAGUUUUGAAGGGUAUAAAACAGAGCCCAAAGAAGAUGAACUUGGUUGCUGCAUUAGUUCGUGGAAUGCGUGUUGAAGAUGCAUUGCUACAGUUGCAAGUGACGGUGAAACGAGCUGCCAAAACUGUCUAUCAGGUUAUACACUCAGCUCGGGCAAAUGCAGUGCAUAACCAUGGAUUUGAUCCAGAUCGUCUUAUUGUUGCUGAGGCAUUUCUUGGGAAGGGGCUUUAUAAGAAAAGGUUGUCCUACCAUGCCAAAGGAAAGUGUGGACUGAUGAUGAGGCCAGUAUGUAGACUGACAGUGGUAGUUAGGGAGAUAACACCAGAGGAGGAGGCCGAGAUAGCUAAGUUGAGAGUACACAACUUCAAAAAGCUAACCAAACGCGAAAGGCGACUUGUCCCUCAUAAGCUCAUUGAGACUACUCCAAUAUGGAACCGCAGGAGCAGAGCUAGAAGUAGUGGCGCAGGUGCUGUCGCUGAAUAAGCUAUGAGCUCGCUGUAGUUCAUUUUUUUGUUAGAAACCUAUGCAAUCACAUAAAGAUCAGUGGUUGAUGAAAAUCCAUUGCAUCUCAUCACAUUUCUUUUUUUGUAAGAGCUGUAACUUUAAGUUAAUCUCUGGUUUCUGUUUUCUUUUUGUAAGGUCACACGCUCUCCUUUAUUUAACUUUGUUGAGGUGCCUC
Messenger RNA from Lycium ferocissimum, 1377 nucleotides. RefSeq lists its product as uncharacterized. Bases 360 to 1181 code for a protein of 273 amino acids. Gene Ontology annotation, biological process: translation; ribosome assembly. Gene Ontology annotation, molecular function: structural constituent of ribosome. NCBI's taxonomy places the organism in Eukaryota, Viridiplantae, Streptophyta, Magnoliopsida, Solanales, Solanaceae. Gene Ontology annotation, cellular component: mitochondrial large ribosomal subunit; ribosome. The record is from RefSeq and is a predicted model, not a curated record. The transcript is spliced from 7 exons.